Molecule: messenger RNA, 6839 nt
Organism: Papaver somniferum (opium poppy)
Lineage: Eukaryota; Viridiplantae; Streptophyta; Magnoliopsida; Ranunculales; Papaveraceae
Product: RNA polymerase II C-terminal domain phosphatase-like 2
Exons: 17
Coding region: 162-2609 (815 amino acids)
Molecular function (GO): RNA polymerase II CTD heptapeptide repeat phosphatase activity
Source: RefSeq, a predicted model, not a curated record
GAGAAGAGCAGAGCAGAGCGAAGCAAAAAAUUGAGGGAGGAAGGAGGAGAGGAGGAGGAAGAAGAAGAAGAGUAAUAGAGAUUCCCAAAUCUCUAUCAGAAACCCUAAUUUUUGAUUAAAAAAAUUUGUGGAUUUCUCGUGUCAAAAUUUGUUGUUUUUAAAUGAGUCGAUUAGGGUUUAUUAAAUGUAAAGCGUACCACGGAGAUGUAUAUUUGGGUGAAUUGGAAAAUUUACCCGCCAAAAAUCAAAGGCAUUUUCAAUUUCCGAAUGAUGAGAUACGAAUCAAUCACUUGUCUAUGUCUAGUGAAAGAUGUAUUCCGCUAUCGAUUCUCCAAACUAUUUCUCCAUUCUCCAUUCGUUGCAAACUCGAAACAGCAACACAACCAACACCACUGCCAAAUCCGAUCAACAAUGAGCAACCUCCAUUAACUCGUCUGCAUUACUCUUGUUUCCAUGAACUCAAGACUGCGGUUGUGGUGAUUGGAGAUGAAGAGAUACACUUGGUAGCAAUGCCAAGUAAACAGGAGAAGUUUCCGUGUUUUUGGUGUUUUUCAGUACCAUUAGGUUUAUAUGGAUAUUGUGUAGGAAUGUUGAAUUUAAGAUGUUUAGCAAUUGUAUUUGAUCUGGAUGAGACACUUAUCGUUGCUAAUACAAUGAAAUCAUUCGAGGAUAAGAUCGAAGCUAUUCAACGUAGGAUAUCUUGUGAAACUGAUUUGUUUAGAGUUCAAGGAAUGACGGCUGAAAUCAAAAGGUAUAUAGAUGAUAAGUUACUAUUGAAACAAUAUUUAGAAGGAGAUACAGUUUUUGAUAAUGGUAAACUACUUAAAGCUCAAACUGAGGAAGUUCCCCCGUUAUCGAAUAGUCAUGACAGAGUUGUUCGCCCUGUUAUAAGAUUGCCAGAUAGAAAUACUGUUCUUACUCGAAUUAAUCCAGAGGUUCGUGAUACAAGUGUGCUUGUGAGAUUGCGGCCUGCUUGGGAGGAUUUAAGAAGUUAUUUGACAGCAAAAGGGCGUAAACGUUUUGAGGUGUAUGUUUGUACAAUGGCUGAAAAAGAUUAUGCUCUAGAAAUGUGGAGGCUUCUUGAUCCAGAGUCACACCUGAUAAACCAUAAGCAAAUUCUCGACCGCGUUGUGUGUGUAAAAUCAGACUCCAAGAAGUCAUUGCUAAAUGUCUUUAGAAACCGAAUCUGUCAUCCAAAGAUGGCAAUGGUGAUUGACGACCGGCUGAAGGUGUGGGAAGACAAGGAUCAGCCUCGGGUUCAUGUUGUACCUGCAUUUACUCCAUAUUAUGCUCCUCAGGCAGAGACAGCAAAUGCAGUACCGGUUUUGUGUGUAGCAAGAAAUGUUGCCUGCAAUGUUAGAGCUGGGUUUUUCAAAGAAUUUGACGAAAAUCUAUUGAGAAAAAUCUCUGAAAUUUGCUAUGAAGAUGAAGUUGCAAAUUUGCCUUAUCCACCUGAUGUUAGUGAUUUUAUGAUGUCAGAGGAUGCUGGUUUUAUACCGAACGGCAACAGAGAUGCCCCCAUAACUGAGGGUAUGCAUGGUGCUGAAGUUGAACAGAGACUAAAGCAACCUGAUGACAAGAAAAUGGUGGAUUCAGCAGCACCUUUUGUUGGUAAUAAUCAUGAUUUGAGGCCUCACAUUUCGCAGCAACCAGUAACUGUCUCGCACGAUGUUACCUGGCCGACGGCUCCGAGAACCCUUGUGCCACUACAGAAGCCUAGUUUGAUUGGAGUUUCUGUGAGACGAGAAGUCAAUCCCUCAGAGUUAUACCCUGAGUCAGGGAGAAGAAUCAUCACCAUGCCUCACGGACAGGAUGUGCGGGAACUUGGGUUGGGUGACUCUUCAAAUCUAUCAAGACCACUUGUACAAGUAGCGGUACCAUCAGUCCAGGGUCGCGGAGGUUGGUUGGUGGAAGAGGACCCCAAUGUGGGACCUAGUAACCAAACGUUAAGGCAUCUUCAGGAUGCUGGUGCAUCAAAUCUUGACAAACAACGAGGUUAUCAUCGCAGUGUUGAGAAUUCCUUACCCUCUGGCACUCUUCCUCCCCUACCUCAAGUAAAGAAUGAACAGGAGUUUUUGGGACAUAAACGGCAGAAACUUAAUGAUCAACCGUCAAGCCAGUCUUUGCCGUCUGAACAAAAUGGGAUAAAUUUGAAUCAAGUGUCCAUUACCACCAGAGAAAAUGAAGCUGGAAAAGUGUUUCCUCCCUCUAUGUCUAUAGGAGUGCUGCAAGAAAUUGGUCGUAGGUGUGGCACUAAGGUUGAGUACAAAUUUGAUACAAGCACCAGUAAGGAUCUGCAGCUUUUCGUUGAGGUUUUGUUCGGUGGUGAGAAGAUUGGUGUUGGCAAGGGAAAAAUGAGGAAAGAUGCUCAGCAACAGGCAGCUGAGAAAGCUCUUCGCAGCUUGGCAGAUAAAUAUGUUGCACACAUUGCACCUGAGUCUGGAGCUGUGCACAAAGAUUUGGAUAAACUCUCCCUCGGAAUGGAAAAUGGAUUCAUAUGGGAUAUUGUGGAUCCAGCUAAGGAUGAGUUGUCGAAGGAGGUGGCUUUACCAAACUUAGGAAAUGGGCCUGGAAUGGAUGCUAUUGGAUUAAGCGGCGUUCAAAAAUAACAACCAGACAAAAGUCCUGUGUAUGGGGUAUUAUAUUAUCUCACAGUCACAUAUAGCAUUCAAAAGGGAACUGAAUUUAGUUGCGAAGUAUGAUGUCCGAAAAUUACAUCUAAAUUCAAAGACAAGUUCAUCAUGCAGUUCCAACUUGAGUAAUGCUGCAACAUCCAGGUAUUGCCACACUUUCAUCUCUUUUUGUGUUGUGCAAUUGUGAUAAUUAAUGAGACUACUUGACAUAUUUUUUUUUGAUAAUUCAUUCCAAAUCCAAGUCAGCAAUAACGUUCCGUUAAAAGAGUACAAGUGUCUUAAUCUGAGUGGAUAGUGUUGGUUAUGACGGAGUUCUUGAUUUUUCGUUAAAUGAAAAUAACCGCCUUUUUUUCCUUUACAAUUUCUCUCCUCAUUCUUAUUCGUGUUAAACUCUAAGUUGAGUUUCUGAACAACUGCGAAUUAGCUUCUUCCUCUCCGUAACUUUUUCUUCUUCGAAAAACCUAACAAUUUCUCUCCUCAUUCUUGUUCGUGUUAAACUCUAAGUUGGGUUUCUGACAACUGCGAAUUAACUUCUUCCUCUCCGUAACUUUUUCUUCUUCGAAAAACCUAACACACAGAGAAACAGACAAAUUCUGUAAGUUUUCUUUGAAUUUUCGACAAGUAUUGGAUCUUAUUUCGUUACUCAGCAGGAGAGGAUUCUGAUUGGCGAUCAAUCUUCUUCUUCGCUAAAAGAACCCUAAAAUCCACUACAUAAAUUGAUUCGAUUUUAUGUUUGUUUUGGUGGUAUGGUGUUUUGCAGCAGGACUGUUCUUGUUUUUCAAAUGUGCAAGUAUUCACUAACAUCUAGCCUAUGUCAUGAUUUUUUCUUUUGUAAUCAGAACCUGGGCAAUCCUACAGAGUGCCUAUGAGUUAAUGUAGUAUGUUCAGUUAUUUUUGUUUGAGAAGUUUGGGUUCAAAAUUAACUUAAUUAACUCUGGGUUCUAAUUGUUCCAUGGCAUGAUACUGAUGGUUUCUUUCUUCUAUCAAUAUCAGGAUCUAAUGGCCUUUAGGGGUUUUUGUUUUGAUGACCGCUUCGGGGGUUGACACAUGAGUUACUCGGAAAAAAUUAUCAUGUAAGUUUUCAAUUUUUAGGUUUUUACAUGUCUUUUUUUUUGCGUCAUAGGAAUAAAUUCUAUUAGGUAAAUUAUUAAAACGAAAAGUAGCCUUCAUUGUUAUAUUAGAUUCAGUGGCCAGACGAAUAAUUCCAGUCUCCAGUUCUCCAGAUUAUCUCUCUGUUUCAUUGUUAUAAACACUGCAGUUCUCCAUGUCUUUUUUUACAUGUCAUUUCUGCAUUUGAUUAUAUGUUCUAUUGUAGGAUUCUUUGUUAUUAUAUGUUAUACUAGUCCUAGAGCAAUAUGAGCUUCCAGAACGACCAACGAAUCUGGGUCAACCAAAUAUAAUAACAAAGAAUCCUGCAAUGAACAUAUAAUCAAAUGCAAAAAUGACAUGUAAAAGGACAUGGAGAACUGCAUCAUUUAUAACAAUGAAACAGAGAGAUAAUCUGGAGAAACUGAAGACUGGAAUUAUUCAUCUAGCCACUGAAUCUAAUGUAACAAUGAAGGCUAUUUUUCGUUUAAAUAAUUUACCUAAUAGAAUUUAUUCUUAUAUCGCAAAAAAAAGACAUGUAAAAACCUAAAAAUUGAAAACUUACAUGAUAAUUUUUUCCGAGUAACUCAUGUGUCAAUCCCCGAAGCGGUCAUCGAAGCAAAAACCCCUAAAGGCCAUUAGAUCCUGAUAUUGAUAGAAUAAAGAAACCAUCAGUAUCAUCCCAUGAAACAAUUAGAACCCAUAGUUAAUUAAGUUAAUCUUAAACCCAAACUUCUCAAAUAAAAAUAACUGAACAUACUACAUUAACUCAUAGGCACUCUGUAGGAUUGCCCAGGUUCUGAUUACAAAAAAAAAGUCAUGACAUAGGCUAAAUGUUAGUGGAUACUUGCACAUUCGAAAAACAAGAACAGUCUUGCUGAAAAACACCAUACCACCAAAACAAACAUAAAAUCGAAUCAAUUUAUGUAGUGGAUUUUAAGGUUCUUUUAGCGAAGAAGAAGAUUGAUCGCCAAUCAGAAUCCUCUCCUGCUGAGUAACGAAAUAAGAUCCAAUACUUGUCGAAAAUUCAAAGAAAACUUACAGAAUUUGUAUGUUUCUCUCUGUGUUAGGUUUUCGAAGAAGAAAAAGUUACGGAGAGGAAGAAGCUAAUUCGCAGUUGUUCAGAAACCUAACUUAGAGUUUAACACGAACAAGAAUGAGGAGAGAAAUUGUAAAGGAAAAAAAGGCGGUUAUUUUCAUUUAACGGAGAAUCAAGAACUCCGUCAUAACCAACACUAUCCACUCAGAUUAAGACACUUGUACUCUUUUAACGGAACGUUAUUGCUGACUUGGAUUUGGAGUGAAUUAUCAAAAAAAAAAAAUGUUAAAGUAGUCUCAUUAAUUAUCACAAUUGGACAACACAAAAAGAGAUGAAGGUGUGGCAAUACCUGGAUGUUGCAGCAUUACUCAAGUUGGAACUGAAUGAUGAACUUGCCUUUGAAUUUAAAUGUAAUUUUCGGACAUCAUACUUCACAACUAAAUUUAGUUCCCUCUUGAAUGCUACCUGUGACUGUGAGAUAACAUAAUACCCCAAACACAGGACUUUUGUCUGGUUGCCAUUUUUGAACGUCUUAACCUCGGGCCGCUUAAUCCAAUAGCAUCCAUUCCAGGCCCAUUUCCUACUAAAAAUUGAGGUUUUGCUUGGUCAAAGACGUGAUUUUCCUUGGUAAUAGUAUUAAAGAGUGAAACGAGGUUGAAUGCUCCUAUUGCUUCAUGGUAUUCGUUGGUGGUUUUGGAAAGUAUUUCGUGGGGAAAGGGAAACGAUGCAGUGGCCAAGUCAGUUGAACUAUGGAAUGAAGUAACUAAAAGAAAAAGGUUAUGCCCAGAUUGAAGAGCGCCACUGGACACCUACUUCUAUUAGUUUUGAAGUCGUUUGCAGGGAAGCAAAUUACCCUUCAGAUUUCCUCUCCCGUUUGCAAAACAGAGCAGGGAGGUGCACAGUAAGGAAAGCUGGAGAUCCAGAUUUCGAGAUUUCCUUCCUCGAGUAUCUCCUCAAACGAGAUCGGGAAGGAUAUUAUAUCAAGCACGAUGGUAAUUACCCAUUCAUGCAGCGCAAACCGAACAGACUCGCGAAGCUAACAGGUCAAGGCAAGGCAAGGCCAGUGAAGCUAAACCCUGGUUUUUACGGGAAGUUGAAACUAGUGUUGCGAUGGUUACUGGUAUUUGGAAGCAUGAUUGUGUACGUGACUUUUAAGAGGAAAAAAAGUUAACAGUUCACAUAUUAUGGGAUUUGAAGACUCAACUGUUGAUGAGUUGUUAAGAUUAUCUACUGGAUCUAAAGAAAGGUCUGAUGAAGAAAUGGAAUAUGGAAGAGGUGGUUUAGGCGGUGGAUUAAAAUCUUAUGGUGGUAGGUGGUGGUGAUUCAGAUGGAUCUUGGGGUGGUGGUGGUGGUAGGAGAUAUGAUGAUGAAAGCAGAGGACCACCACCCAGGGUUUCUGAUAAUUUGGCUAUGGGUAAAAUACCAUUAACUACUUCCAGGACUAGUAGUUUUGGUUGUGGUUUUGGGAGGGAUUCCAGUGAUAGAACUAGAAUGUCGCUUAGUCCACCUAGCGUUAUGGAAGGUGGUGCUUUGAGUGAGCCUGUGAAAUCGUCAAGGCCUAGUCCAUUUGGUGAGGCACGUCCUAGGGAAGAGGUAUUAGCUGGAAAAGGUUUGGAUUGGAAGAUUGUGGAUGCAGAGAUUGAUGCAAAGCAAACUACUAGCAUGCCAACAAGUGUUGAUUCUAGUCAGCCAACAAGUUCUUCAAGCAGGCCUCAGAGUCACGACCAAAGGGUUGUCGAUUUCACGGAUCAGAGGCCACUGUCACAGUCUGCCAGGUCCGAUGACUCGAGACAUAUGGAGCCAAGGGGAAGGUAUAGGUCCAAGCGAGGGGAUAGGUUGUAAAGGAGGUUGGUCGUGUGAAUUCUGCUUGAAAGGACGUUGUUUACUCUCAAUAGUAGAACGAGAGGCUCCACUGUGGUGGAGUUUGUAGGAGUUUCAUUAACUGGGUUACUCCCAAUCUGAUUCACAGUUUCCCCAAGUUGUCCUUCAGCUUCUAUAUCUUCAAUAUUACUCAUACUGUUAUUGUUUGAACUAUUUUUGAAAUUGCCAGGGAUAACAUAACCAGAGGAAUGAAAACAUUA